Loxodonta africana (African savanna elephant) is the source of this 10709-nucleotide messenger RNA. RefSeq names its product RNA polymerase I subunit A (gene POLR1A). Gene Ontology annotation, cellular component: RNA polymerase I complex. Gene Ontology annotation, molecular function: DNA binding. The transcript is spliced from 34 exons. The coding region runs from base 69 to 5210 and encodes 1713 amino acids. Lineage: Eukaryota; Metazoa; Chordata; Mammalia; Proboscidea; Elephantidae. Gene Ontology annotation, biological process: DNA-templated transcription. The record is from RefSeq and is a predicted model, not a curated record.
AGUUAGGUUAUCGGUGGUGAUUCGGAACGUCUCUUUUUGGGUGUCGGAACUCGUAGCUGUCCUGCAGAAUGUUGGGCUCCAAGAACAUGCCCUGGCGGCGACUUCAGGGCAUUUCUUUCGGGAUGUAUUCGGCCGAAGAGCUCAAGAAAUUAAGUGUUAAAUCCAUUACGAACCCUCGAUACUUGGACAGCCUGGGGAACCCAUCUGUGAAUGGCUUGUAUGAUUUAGCUUUGGGCCCUGCAGAUUCCAAAGAGGUGUGCUCCACCUGUGUGCAGGACUUCAACAACUGCUCUGGUCAUCUGGGCCACAUCGAGCUCCCGCUGACGGUGUACAACCCCCUGCUUUUCGAUAAACUCUACCUGCUGCUCCGGGGCUCCUGUUUAAACUGUCACAUGCUGACUUGCCCCCGGGCUGUGGUUCACCUCUUAGUCUGCCAGCUGAAGGUUCUAGAAGUUGGAGCCCUGCAAGCAGUCUACGAACUUGAGCACAUUCUGAGCAGGUUUCUGGAAGAAAACUCUGAUCCUUCUGCCUUCGAAAUUCAGGAGGAGUUAGAACAAUACACAGCCAAAAUCGUACAGAACAACCUCCUGGGACCCCAGGGAGCACACGUGAAGAAUGUCUGUGAGAGCAGGAGCAAGCUCGUUGCCCACUUCUGGAAGACACACAUGAGUGCUAAGCGGUGUCCCCACUGCAAGACCGGGCGGUCAGUUGUCCGUAAGGAGCACAACAGCAAACUGACAAUCACGUAUCCAGCCAUAGCACACAAGAAAAGUAACCAGAAGGACGCAGAGACCCCGGCUCCAGGCAUUGAGGAUGCUCAGCUGGGAAAACGAGGAUACUUGACACCCACCAGUGCCCGAGAACACCUCAUCACUCUCUGGGAGAACGAAGGAUUCUUUCUGAAUUACCUUUUUUUGGGACUGGAAGAUGUUGGCAUGGAGUCCAGAUUCAAUCCCAGUAUGUUCUUUCUAGACUUCUUAGUGGUGCCACCCUCAAGGUACCGUCCGGUCAGUCGCCUGGGGGACCAGAUGUUUACCAAUGGCCAGACGGUGAACUUGCAGGCUGUCAUGAAGGACAUAGUUCUGAUCCGGAAGCUUCUGGCAUUGAUGGCCCAAGAACAGAAGCUGCCAUACGAGGUGGCAGCACCUGCCACAGAUGAGGAAAAAGACUCUUCGAUUGUUAUGGACCGCUCCUUUUUAAGUAUCCUUCCAGGCCAGUCCCUCACAGACAAGCUGUACAACAUCUGGAUUCGCCUUCAGAGCCAUGUCAAUAUUGUGUUUGAUAGUGAAAUGGACAAAUUAAUGAUGGAAAAGUACCCUGGCAUUAGACAGAUUCUGGAAAAGAAGGACGGCCUGUUCCGAAAGCACAUGAUGGGGAAGCGAGUAGACUACGCAGCCCGCUCCGUCAUCUGCCCAGACAUGUACAUCAACACCAACGAGAUUGGAAUUCCCAUGGUAUUUGCCACAAAACUGACCUACCCUCAGCCAGUAACCCCCUGGAACGUUCAGGAACUGAGACAGGCAGUCAUCAAUGGCCCCAAUGUGCACCCGGGAGCCUCCAUGGUCAUCAAUGAGGAUGGCAGUCGUACAGCCCUGAGUGCCUCAGACCUCACCCAGCGAGAAGCUGUGGCCAAACAGCUCCUGACACCAGCCACAGGGGCUCCCAAACCCCAAGGGACAAAAAUUGUGUGCCGGCAUGUGAAGAACGGGGACAUUCUCCUGCUGAACCGACAGCCCACCCUGCACAGACCUUCCAUCCAGGCCCACCACGCCCGGAUCCUGCCGGAAGAGAAGGUCCUGCGGCUCCACUAUGCCAACUGCAAGGCCUACAACGCUGAUUUUGAUGGAGACGAGAUGAACGCUCACUUUCCCCAGAGUGAGCUGGGCCGGGCCGAGGCCUGCAUCCUGGCUUGCACUGAUCAGCAGUACCUGGUUCCCAAGGAUGGCCAGCCAUUAGCAGGCUUGAUCCAAGAUCACAUGGUUUCAGGUACAAGCAUGACCAUUCGGGGUUGCUUCUUCACCCGAGAGGAAUAUAUGGAGCUGGUGUACCGAGGACUCACAGACAAAGUGGGGCGUGUGAAGAUCUUUCCUCCUGCCAUUCUGAAGCCCUUUUGCCUGUGGACAGGAAAGCAGGUUGUAUCUACACUGCUAAUAAACAUAAUCCCAAAGGACCACAUCCCACUGAACUUAACAGGAAAGGCGAAAAUCGGUGGAAAAGCCUGGGUGAAGGAACCUCCCCGACCUGUUCCAGGCUUUAACCCUGACUCUAUGUGCGAGUCCCAGGUGAUCAUCAGGGAAGGGGAGCUGCUGUGUGGAGUGCUGGACAAGGCGCACUACGGGAGCUCUGCCUACGGCCUGGUCCACUGCUGCUAUGAGAUCUACGGGGGUGAGACCAGUGGCAAGGUUCUCACCUGCCUGGCCCGCCUCUUCACUGCCUACUUGCAGCUCUACAGAGGCUUCACCUUGGACGUAGAAGACAUUUUGGUUAAGCCAAAGGCAGAUGUCAAGAGGCACAGGAUCAUCGAAGAGUCCACCCACUGUGGGGCCCGGGCUGUCAGGGCUGCAUUAAACCUGCCAGAAGCUGCAUCCUGUGAUGAAAUCCGAGGGAAGUGGCAGGAUGCCCAUCUGGGCAAAGACCAGAGGGAUUUUAACAUGAUUGAUCUGAAGUUCAAGGAGGAAGUGAACCAUUACAGCAAUGAGAUUAACAAGGCGUGCAUGCCGUUUGGCCUGCACAGACAGUUUCCUGAGAACAACUUGCAAAUGAUGGUGCAGUCUGGUGCCAAAGGCUCAACUGUAAACACAAUGCAGAUCUCCUGCCUACUGGGCCAGAUUGAACUGGAAGGUCGGAGACCCCCGCUGAUGGCAUCUGGCAAGUCGCUGCCCUGCUUUGAGCCGUAUGAAUUCACUCCCAGGGCUGGCGGCUUCGUCUCCGGCAGAUUCCUCACCGGCAUCAGGCCUCCUGAGUUCUUCUUUCACUGCAUGGCCGGGCGAGAAGGCCUGGUCGACACUGCUGUGAAGACCAGCCGCUCCGGCUACCUCCAAAGGUGCAUUAUCAAGCACCUGGAGGGGCUGGUGGUCCAGUAUGACCUGACAGUCCGCGACAGCGACGGCAGCGUGGUGCAGUUCCUCUAUGGGGAGGACGGCCUGGACAUCCCCAAGACACAGUUCCUGCAGCCCAGGCAGUUUCCCUUCCUUGCCAGCAACUGCGAGGUGAUAAUGAAAUCCAAGCAUGUCCAUGAAGUUUUAUCCAGAGCAGAUCCCCAGAAAGCUCUCCGCCACUUCAGAGCCAUCAAAAAGUGGCAAAGCAAGCAUCCCAACACCUUGCUGCGAAAAGGUGCCUUCCUGAGUUACUCCCAGAAAGUGCAGGCGGCUGUGAAGGCCCUGAACCUCGAAGGUGGCAACCAGAAUGGCCGCAGCCCCAUGACUCACGAGAUGCUGAGGAUGUGGUAUGAGUUAGAUGAGCAGAGCCGAAGGAAAUACCAGAAGAAGGCAGCCCCCUGUCCUGACCCCAGUCUGUCUGUCUGGCGCCCAGACAUACACUUUGCGUCAGUGUCGGAAACAUUUGAAAAAAAGGUUGACGCCUACAGUUGCGAGUGGGCAUCCCGAGCAGAGAAGAGCUAUGAGAAAUCAGAGCCUUCUCUCGAGAGGUUGAGGACCCUGCUGCAGUUGAAGUGGCAGCGCUCACUCUGUGACCCGGGCGAGGCUGUGGGCCUGCUGGCUGCCCAGAGCAUCGGGGAACCCUCCACACAGAUGACCCUGAACACCUUCCACUUCGCUGGCAGAGGCGAGAUGAAUGUCACCCUGGGCAUUCCAAGGUUGAGGGAGAUUCUCAUGGUAGCCAGCGCCAACAUCAAGACACCCAUGAUGAGCGUGCCCGUGUUCAACACCAAGAAAGCGCUGAAGAGAGUGAAGAGCCUGAAAAAGCAGCUUACCAGAGUGUGCUUAGGGGAGGUGCUACAGAAAAUAGAUGUCCAGGAGUCGUUCCGUAUGGAAACAAAACAAGAGAAAUGCCGGGUGUACCAGCUGCGAUUUCAGUUCCUGCCACAUGCCUGUUACCAGCAGGAGAAGUGCCUGAGACCCGAGGACAUCCUGCGCUUCAUGGAGACGAGAUUUUUUAAACUUCUGAUGGAAUCCAUCAGAAAGAAGAAUAGUAAAGCUUCAGCUUUCAGAAAUGUAAACACUCGAAGAGCUACCCAGCGUGAUCUAGACAACACUGGGGAAUCAAGGAGGAAUCGGGAGCAGGAAGAUGAGGAGGAGGAGGAGCGCAUUGUGGACGCUGAAGCUGAGGAAGGGGACGCUGAUGCCUCUGAUGCCAAACGCAGGGAGAAGCAAGAGGAGGAGGUUGAUUAUGAGAGCGAGGAAGAGGAGGAGAAGGAAGGGGAGGAGAAUGAGGAUGAGGACAUGCAAGAGGAAGGAAGCGUCUCUGGUGAAGGCACCGAGGAGCAGGACCAAGAGGUGGGCCCUGGCCCAGAGGAGGACAUGUCCCUGCCACAGCCGCGGAAAGCUGCCCGUGGCCAGGGACCCCAGGGAGCGGAGGCCGAGGAGCGCCGUAUCCAGGCUGUGCGCGAGUCCCACGCGUUCAUUGAGGACUAUAAGUACGACACCGAGGAGAGCCUGUGGUGUGAGGUGACGGUGAAGCUCCCUCUGAUGAAGAUCAGCUUUGACAUGAGCUCCCUGGUGGUGUCCUUGGCCCAAGGCGCUGUUGUCCAUGCGACCAAGGGCAUCACCCGCUGCCUCCUGAAUGAAACGACCAACAAGAUGAACGAGAAGGAGCUUGUCUUAAACACAGAAGGAAUCAACCUCCCCGAGCUGUUCAAGUAUGCUGAGGUUCUGGAUCUGCGCCGCCUCUAUUCCAACGACAUCCAUGCAAUGGCCAACACAUAUGGCAUAGAGGCUGCACUGCGGGUGAUUGAGAAGGAGAUCAAGGACGUGUUUGCAGUGUAUGGCAUUGCAGUCGACCCUCGUCAUCUCUCCCUGGUCGCCGAUUAUAUGUGCUUUGAGGGUGUUUACAAGCCGCUGAACCGCUUUGGGAUCCGGUCAAACUCCUCCCCUCUGCAGCAGAUGACGUUUGAAACCAGCUUCCAGUUUCUGAAGCAAGCCACCAUGAUGGGGUCCCACGAUGAGCUGCGGUCCCCUUCCGCCUGCCUGGUGGUUGGGAAAGUUGUCAAGGGUGGGACAGGCCUGUUUGAACUCAAGCAGCCCCUGAGAUAGCAGCCACCAUGGCACCGCCAAUGGCCGGGAGAACCUGGAUGUGGGCGUAGCCUGGCCCCCUACUUACAGAGUGCACGAGGACUGGGAGGCUGGACUCCAAGGGGUAGUGUGAAGUGAUGGUGUGGGGCACAACUGAUCUUGGGGCUUCGGAAAGCAGCUGGCCUCUGGACCAGACCAGCUUCACCUGGAAAGGUGAUAAUCCCCUGUUUGGGGAUUGUCUGCAAGAUUUAGGAUGUUUUCUGAGGCCCUGCACUGGGGCUGGAGCUUCACUGAGCUGCAGAGCAAGGCAAAAUCCCCAAAGAGAAGCCCCAGGGCUGGGUACUGGGAAGACUCGGGGGAGCAAUAUGAUCCGGGACUGCAGCAGUGACUGCAGGUGGGAUUCCGGGGACUCCCCUUCUGCCACACCUGCUCCUGCCGUCGUCACCAGCCCCCGGGGCAAAGUUCCAAACGAGUUUCCACCCAAGGGUUGUUCUCCUGGGCCAAGCAAGGGUUGCACAGUUCUCCACACUCUCAACUUGUAUGCCUGGACCAGGGUCCUUGCCAAGCGUCCUUCCAGGCCAGAUCAGCCCUGGGCCUGGGAGUGGUCUCUCAGGCCCAGCAGCUCACACCCACACAUCCAUGCCCCAAGUCAUCCUCUGGGCUGGGAUACUGGAAUGAGUCUGGCUGUCCCUGGCUCUGUGCUCGCGUCCACGGUGAAGCCUGUGUUCCUUCUGGUGGGCCUUGCUCUCAGGUCACCCAGGCUCGCUCUCCUUGGCACCAGCAGCACGGUGCCCACACACAAAGGCUUUGUAAAGCCAGAGGCAGUUUCUAUUUUAAUCUAAUGUUAUUCCAACUCAGGCUGAGUAAUAAACAUCACUGGGACUAGCUGUUGGGAUAGGAAAAAAGACCUGGGGUUUUUUGUUUUUUUGCUUGGUUUGCGGUUUCUGCAUUUGUGAGUUGAGAGCCCAGGACUGAGAUUUCUCAGCAGACAAGCUCAGCACAGUCAGAUCUUGGGUUCCUCUUCCUGUUCCUGUCAGAGGAAGUGGGGAGAGUUCAGCCCCGGUAGCCCCCAUCACCCAGGGUGGCCCCUCCAGUGCCCACCCUCCUGAGCCAGCCCUGGCCCUGUGGCCAGAAAAGCAGAAGCCUGUGGGCAGGGAUUGUGCUGACUUUGGUCUGGAAUGGGAAGGGCUGUUAUCCAUGACCUUGGUCUGGGGGUUUAAAGGAGAGGCCUUGCCAGGGGGACAGUGGCUGGGCCAUGCCCUCCAGGCACUGGUUUUUCUUCCUUCCCUGUUCCCCUCUACAGACACAUGAAGGGCACAGCCCAUGUCUCCCACGUCCCCACUAGGGAAAAACCUGGCAGAAAUGGGAACUUGUAACAUACCGGGUACACCAGGGCUUGGUACAGAGGAAUAAGGACAGCUUGGAGGGAGGGGGGCGGGAAGGGUAUAGGAAGAAGAGGUUCCAUGAACCAUGCAUUAAAGAUGCCCAGCCUACAGGGGGAGGUGCUGAUUCUUUGAGUUAAAGGGCAAAUUCACAGUUUAAGUGUUCUCACUUAAACAAAUGGAAACCGGGGCGGCAUAGUGGUUAAGUGCUAUGGCUGUUAACCAAAAGACCAGUAGUUCGAAUCCACCUAGGCGCUCCUUGGAAACUCUGUGGGGCAGUUCUGCUUUGUCUUAUAGGGUCGCUAUGGUCGGAAUCGACUUGACAGCAGUGGGUUUGGUUUUUGGUACUUAAACGAGUGGAGGGAGAGGGCCCUCCAGUAAGACCACCAAGCAGCCUGGGGCUGUGACAUCCUGUGGAUGCAGGGGCCUGGGCUCAGCCCCAGGCGCUGCGUGCAGGGAGAUGCAGGAGCCCUCCCUGCAUCUAGACCCUCAGUCUGUGUUGGGGUGGGAGGUGGUAGAUGCCUGCCCUUCCGGCCCCAGUUUGUCCCGACAUUUCCUGGGUAGCUGUUUUCCAGGCGCUUCCCUCCGCCUGAGCACACGCGCUCACAGGGCUUGAGUGUCAAAGAGCACACUGGGUUUUGAAGGUGACAUUGCAGAGCUUGCAUGUGGUGACACGCGAGGAAACUGUCGCUGUGGUCCACUUGUGGGAUUGCACCUUCACCUCAGUGGCCCUGCCUGUCCAGAAGCCUCUGAGUGUGGCCUCCUCAGCAGUUGAAGGUGGUGUAUUUGCUGGAAUAGUCUCAGGAUUGUAAAUGCCCUUUCUCUGAGGGUGCCCUCAGUUUGGGGGAAGAGCCACAAGUAGGUCUGAGCCAAAUCUGAUGAAGAACAUGGAUCACGCGUAACACGGUUUUAGUCAAAACAGAAUGAAGUGUGCGCUGGGGUUCCCAAACUCCUGAAGCUGUGAGUUCUUCCACCAGCCCCUGUCCUGGGACGUCCUUCUCCUGUGGGUGUUCAUGUGGCAGUGUCCACACCUACUCAUUUUUUAAGAUUCAGUUUUAAAAAGAUCUUUCUCAUCUCAUCAGAAACACUACCAACGUUCCCACGGUUACCCCUUUGAGUCUUUGAGACAUUUUCUGUCCUGAAUCAGGUAGGAAGAAAACUCAGGAAUGGCUGAAGUAUCUUGUCAGGUUCCUGGUCUGGAACUUGAACCUUCCUUUUUCUCCCCUGUCCCCCUACUCCCAAAUACAUGUGUUUUCCUCACCCUCACCGAGCUUUUCGGGCCUGUUUUAGGCCAUUACUUUAAUAAGCUACUUUGUUAAGGCGUCCUUCCUGUGUUGUCUCCCUCCUCCCCACAGGGCUGGUUUUAAUCAGACACUGGGGCCCUGAGGUGAUCUGUACCUACAGGGGCUUAAGAACCACAAGUGUCUGUUGGUUGCCAGUCUUAAGAUUUCAAGCUUACAAAUUGAGUUGGGGAUAUAGGAGUCUGGAAAAGCUCUUGAAGUAGGAAAAGCUGGCCCUUAAAGGAUGAAGAGGCAUUCCAUCUGGCCUCUCCUGAGUGGAGCAGGCCCCGGGACAACAGGUGAGUGAGGCCAUCUUGUGCCUCUGUCUUAGAGGUUUAGGUAACUCAGUUUGCUGGACCCACCUACUGCAGGUCUCCCAGUCCUGGUGUAAUUUUCUCUCUCCUGCCUUGCCUACUUAGGGUUUUUACUUUUGAUCACAAUCACCAAAAUAAGUACAGUCAGAAUUUUUUAAAUUCCUACACAGUCAAGCCUCCCUUUUUGCCAAAGGCUACUUAGGCCAGGGUUCUCCAUCCUGCACAAUGGAGCCACCUGGGGAGGUUUUACAUUCUGACUCCAGAGCACAAGCUACCCAGAGGUGAUGAUUUCAUUGCCCUGGCGUGUAGCCUGGGCACUGUGAGUUUUUGAACAUCUCCAGGAGAGCCUAAUAUGCAGUGGGGUGAGGACCACUGACUUAGCCCUUUUGUUUCUACGUUUUUUCUCAAAUUUUUUUUGGUGGCAUGUGUUUUCAGUAUUGGAAUGCAUGCUUGCUAAUUGAAACCCUUUGCCAGAGUUGACCCUAUAGGACAGAGUAGAACUGUCCCAUAGGAUUUCUAAGGAGUGGCUGGUGGAUUCAAACUGCUGACCUUUUGGUUUGCAGCUGUAGCUCUUAACCACUGAGGCACCAGGGCUCCCUACUAAUUGAGUGUGUUUAAAUUUUUGGUUGGUAGUAUGGAUUUUGAGAAAUAUGAUCCAGUGAUACAAGCCACUGGUUAAGGGGCGUGGCACUCUGGCGCCGCCAAGGUGUGGUAUGGCAAUAUACCAGUGACAACUACAUAAGUAAUUUAUUGUGGUUACAUAGGGAACCUCUGGUUUUCAAAUAUGUUACAGAAACACCAAAACAAACCCAUCAGGUCUCCCUCACUGUCACACAGGAAAGCCGUAAUUACGCCUGUCAGCCUUAUCUCACAGAAAUAAAGGGGGUGGGGGGAAGCAAAAUUUACAAAACUAACACAUCCAGGAAGCAUCAUGACUUAAUAGAAAGCUGAACUCUGGUCUGCUGAGCUUCACGUGUUUCAAAAGGGACUCACCUUGACACUAAAUGCAUUAGAACCCAGGUAAUACCUUACCUCUGGGGUCGAGGAAUAAAAUCGGCUGGCAUGCCAUUUAUGCCAAUGGUAACGAAAGAGACUGACUACUCAACUAUGAAAACUCGCAGUGCGAUGGUUUAAGGAGUGAGUCGCUGACCCUAGGUCUCCGUGAAGGCCUGACUGCUGCUUUCAAAAAAACUGUGUGUGUGUGCAUGAGCUGAGAUGUUCAUGGUGCCAAGGUAGAUGUCUUCAGGGACACAGUGGAGUUCAAGGAGGCUGCAGUUUUACCUGGCAGCUCAGCAAAGCCUAAAGGAAGAUCAGACAAGAAGUGUGACACUUCCAGCCAGAAAGCAGAGAGCCUGAAGCUACAGUCCCGCCCAGCACAUGAGUGAGGCUGCUUGUUCAGCUCAAAAGUUCCUCUCAUCAGGCACCAAGGGCCAGGGAAGGGGACUCUGAACAGGCCAGUGUUUCUUAGGAACAAUGCUAGUGAGAAGCAGGCCAGUGCAAUCCCAUUUAAAAAGUGAAACCUUGUUUGAUGAGGAUUGUACCUCAUGUUCCCUAGAUAGUGCCUCUCUCCUCCUGCCUGUGAGUGGAUACAAUUCACAACUCCUUACAGCUCCAGUUUCACAGGCCAGGGCAAGGCCCAGAACCUGGUUUCAGGAACAGGGCUGAGCCAGAGGCAUGGGGUGGUGGUGGUGGCUGUUAAGGGGGGACACCUACUCCCUGGCGCAAGUCCAAGGGGGCACCAGACGAGGCAUUGAAUAACAUUCCAAGGUGUCACAAAUACGGAAGACGUCCGACAUAUCCAGACAAGGAGGGAAAGUGUUUCUGCUGACACAGGGCCAAUAUCAAUGUGUCUUCCUUCAUCUUGAAAUGGGCGGGGGCCGGGGCACAAUUUAGAGGUAGCCUCUGGGCACAGGUUACCUUCUCCAAGCCUCUGGGCUGAGCACCUCAGUUCACCUUGACUGGGCUCUGGUUUCACGCAGUUGCUCGGGUGACUGACCUUGAACAAGUCUAGGACCUAAGGGGUUUGGGCUCCAUGGCCUAGAAGGCACAUUCCAACCCAAAGAUCCCUGACCUUCCCCCAUCCUAAGACAGAGGUCCCCAGGUUGCGGAAAAUUCCAUCACCUCAAGCAGCUUGCUUGGCACCCUCAGUAGCUUUACAUUAACAUCCUGGCUCCCCUUUCCUUAACUCCUGCCCAGAACUAGAGGAAAUAGGCAGAAACUGGUAUAGGUGCCAGGUGGACAUUCUGGAUAAACUCUUAGCUGAUUAAAUGCCUUGUACGUAGUUACUUCCCCACCUCUGGGUGGAGUUUAACCUCCCUUUUCUGAACACACCAUGCGUGAAGUUAUAUGUAAACCCAACUGUGCCUGUGUAGUAUGAUUAAGAAUAUUGCUGAUGUAACUUGUAUGAAUUUCCUGCUUUUAAACCCCACAAAAGUAACCUCUCUCACCCUUGCUGAGCAGUCUUGGCAGCAGCAGUCCUGAGUGUUCUUUCCUUGUGCAAUAAAAUAAAAGUGCCUUUCUGAUCUCCCACCCCAGUCUCUCGUU